GACAGAGGUCUAUAAAGUGACCUGAAGUCAACCAUCCCUCUCUGCAUUCAAUCAGACAACACACUCACGAUCCCAACAUCAAUCCAUCAAGCUCAAUCAACCUUCCCCUUUCUCUAAACACAACAACAAUCAUGUCUACUCACGGAUCCGGUCAGUCCAGCGUCGGCAACCGCGCCAUCUACGAGGCCGGCGACCAGCGCAACGUCCCCCAGGCCGAGUUGAACGAGCGUGCCCGCUACGCCGAGGGUCAGACUCACAGCCACAAGAACCUGGACUCCAAGGACCAACGCUCCAUCGCCAACAAGCUCGCCUCGCAAGAAAACAAGCCCGAGAGCGACCACCACCACAACUUCACCAAGGACCCCGAGGCCGAGCUCAGCAAGCAGGAUCCCACGAAGCCUGCCAAGCUCCACGGCAACAAGCCCUCCAAGGGCGCCCAGAUCGACGCCGAACUCCAGGCCGAGGACGAGCAGAGACUCAAGGAGAAGGGGAUCAAGCACUAGAGGGAGGAAAUAUGCCUGAAGCUGGACU
Messenger RNA from Aspergillus japonicus CBS 114.51, 531 nucleotides. RefSeq lists its product as uncharacterized. The record is from RefSeq and is a predicted model, not a curated record. The coding region runs from base 132 to 503 and encodes 123 amino acids. NCBI's taxonomy places the organism in Eukaryota, Fungi, Ascomycota, Eurotiomycetes, Eurotiales, Aspergillaceae. The transcript is spliced from 3 exons.